GUAAUCGGUGCGUGCGGUCGCAAAAAAACUUUGCUCCGUCAUAUUUUGUUCGAUUUUCGUAAUUUUUUUUUUAAGUUUCAUACAAAUGUUGGGUAAUGACCCUGAAAUGAAUCUGUAUCUAAAAGAAUCUGGACAUUGAAUUUUAAAUCGCGAUGGAUCGGUUUUGUUGAUAGAGAAAUUUGGAGUCAAUUUUGUAGUACACGCAAAGAAAAUCCGGUGAACGUUGAAUGCUCAAACGGCUUGUCCCAUCCGAUGUUCACAACUGUGUACAUCGAAUGGUCAGAUUUAGAAAUUUACACUAACACCAUCACAACAAUUAUCAAAGUGUGCGUGUGUUUCAAUGCGAAGCUUCAUUGAACAGCGAACUUCUUCUUUUGCAACCUUCGAAUAGCGAAGACUUGUUUUUGUUAACGCUUGACAAUUGCAGUUUGUUUUGAUAUUUUCACGCGCGGUUUUUUUAGUCACGGUGAAUUUGCGUUCAAAAUAGUUUUUAUCGGCAAAUAACACCAAGUUUGAAGCAAAAACUGGCCCACAAAAGCCGGCCGGGGUAAGUUUGACCGAUUCCCGACUGUUUAAAUAAGUGUCUGCUUUGUUUACAGGUUUCAGGAUAACGCGAUAUUUUUCGUUCCAGUGAAGUUUGCUACAAAACAACUCAUCAACGCAAGUACGCUCGAAUCUUCCGUCUUGUCCGGCGUUGUUCCGACGUCCACUGGGAGUUGCGCUGGAAGUCAAACUGCACCGUACCAGUGGAAACGGCUGGAGGGAAUUUGGCUGCACUACGAGGCGUUGAAUUGUGGCGAAUUCGUGUACUAUACGGUGUCACGCCAGAUCCGUUGUUGGGUUGGGUUGUUCGAAUGGUGCAAAAAGCCAAGAAGGAUGACGUGCUGCGGUUUUUACGGUGGAAAUGCUUCAGGUGAGCUUUUUUCUGGUGCAGCCAGGUGCCACCUAACUCCAUCGGCCGCAGGGGGACAAACAGUAGCCUCCGAGUACUCGGUGCUGUGCUUUAGGGAGUAGUCCACGUGCGGCAAACGAUCCAAGCAUAAAAGGUACACUUGACUUUACUGAUCUCCCAGCGCCCGUUGGCCAUCACGGCAGGUUCGUCAGAUGCGUUCAUGUGGUAGAGAAUGUACUUGUGAAGUGAACCCUGCAGCGUGUGAUUCUUUGGAAACAACGCCCUUGGGCAACUUCCGGGAACUUUGCCUCGCACCUUACCCUUGACGCAGUAUUCCCGAGCAAUUCACACCAAGCACUCAACCCACAAAUACUUACCCUCGGAAAACCAAUUGAAGAUCAGACCAUUCUUGAACAUUUACUCACUACUCGCUGAACUAAAAUUAUAAUUUACUUUCAGAUCAACCCGAUCACAGCUGCAACGUUGACGACUCCUCUCGAAGCAGGACGAAAAUCUCUACGACUAAUUCGGCUAACGAAUGCUGGCCCGGGUGACAACCACUCGGCUUCGUGGGCUGGUAAACCGGUGAUCACAAGCGCAAGUCGGUCCGCUGUUGCAUCGUUGACCAAACCUGCCGGUGCUGGCGUUGAACAUGCUGAGGGAGGGUCAGAAGAUUCGCGGACUGACGGAUACGACCAUGCCGCGCCGUCUCGGACCGAAGCCUGCGACCAACAUCCGCAAGCUGUACAACUUGGCCAAGUUUGUGGUGAAGUACCCGCUGCCGGAGGAGGACGGCAAGAAGGCUAAGUCAAAACGCCCAAAAUCCAGCGUCUUAUCACGCUGGUGGUGCUUCAAGGCAAGAGACAUCGUCUGGUCAAGAAGAAGCGUUGCGUCACGACCGAGUACAUGAAAGUGCUGGCCCUGCGCCGUCGGAGCGUAUCUGCCGCCGGACCCGACUGUCUUCGAUGCGUGAAUCGCUCAACUCACUGGGAUCCGAGAAGGAGACGGACAAGACUGAUCGAAGCUGCCAAGAAGCGCGACGAGGCCAAGA
This is a messenger RNA of Culex quinquefasciatus (southern house mosquito), 1943 nucleotides long. RefSeq names its product 40S ribosomal protein S6-like. The record is from RefSeq and is a predicted model, not a curated record. NCBI's taxonomy places the organism in Eukaryota, Metazoa, Arthropoda, Insecta, Diptera, Culicidae. The transcript has a single exon. The coding region runs from base 1545 to 1802 and encodes 85 amino acids.